Messenger RNA from Solanum dulcamara, 660 nucleotides. RefSeq lists its product as uncharacterized. The record is from RefSeq and is a predicted model, not a curated record. Lineage: Eukaryota; Viridiplantae; Streptophyta; Magnoliopsida; Solanales; Solanaceae. The transcript is spliced from 3 exons. Bases 1 to 660 code for a protein of 219 amino acids. Gene Ontology annotation, molecular function: nucleic acid binding.
AUGGAUGGAAAAUCUGAGAGGACUAUUCAGGUGCCUGAGGAUAUGCUAUGGGUAUGUGUAGUUUAUUUUAGUGCUCGGUGGGAUCCAUACUUGCCUUUGGUGGAGUUCGCUUACAAAAACAAUUAUCAUUCCAACAUCCAGAUGGCUUCUUUUGAGACAUUGUAUGGACGGAGAUAUAGGUCGCCCAUUGGAUCAUUUAAUUCUGUGGUAGUGGAUAGCCUAGACAGUGAUUUGCUUAGAGAUGCAAUAGAGCAGGUUCGGUUGAUUCAGGGUAGGUUGUUGAUAGCUCAGAGUCUCCAAAAGAGUUAUGCUGAUAGGCAGGUUCGACCUUUGGUGUUCAUGGUUGGUAACCAGGUAAUUUCCCUUGAUUCUGUGGAGAUGAGCCCAGUUUUGAACUAUGAGGAAGAACCAGUGGCUAUUCUAUAUAGACAUGUUAGGAAGUUGAGGACUAAGGAGAUAACUUUGAUGAAGGUUUUGUGGUUGCAUCGGCUUAUGAGAGAGGCUACUGGGGAGAUAGAAUUAGACAUGCGGGCCCAUUGCCCUCAUCUUUUUAAGACUCCAGGUGGAACCCUUCAUGUUCGCAGUGCUAGAUCCCGCGGUCACAAUGAGGUGACCCUUGCAAUGUUAUCACGAUCGCGAUGGGUCCUUCCACGAUCAUGA